AUGGAUGCAUAUGAACUUUUUCAAAAGAUUUCUACAGGUGUAAAAUUCGAUAAAAAACGUUUUCAAACAGAUGCAGAAAGAUUUCAGCUUGUUGGGAAACAACCUGAAAAUAUACAAAAUGAAAAAAAUAGUAUAAGUAAUUCAUCGCUAUGCAAGAAAAGAAAACAUGAUGAAAUUGAGAAGGAAACUAAAAAUACUUAUGAACUAACAUUACUCAAUGGAAUGACCAUUCCUAAAAAUUGGAAUAAAAAAUCUAAAAUAUCUUUAACAGAAGAAAAACAAUUAAAGCUAGAACAAGAAAAGAUUAAUCAACUUCGUAAUCAGUAUCGUAUAAAUGUCACAGGAAAUCGUAUACCCGAACCUAUUGAAAAAUUUAUUGAUCUAUUAACAGUUUAUGGUGUGCCUAAAAAAUUAAUAAAUAAUAUUAUAAAUUGUGGUUAUGAUUGCCCUACUCCAAUCCAAAUGCAAGCUAUACCUGCCAUGUUACAAGGUAGACAAAUAUUAGCUUGUGCUCCAACAGGAUCUGGUAAAACAGUUGCAUUUUUGUUACCUAUAAUUCAUUAUUUGAGUGGUCCAGAAAAGAGAGGAUUUAGAGCUGUAAUAUUAAGUCCAACAAGAGAAUUAGCAAAACAAACAUAUAGAGAAUGUUUGCGUCUCAGUGAAGGAUAUAAUUUUAGAGUACAUAUUAUAAGUAAAAUAAAUCAAGCAUUAAACAAGUAUGGACCCAAAAGUUCACAAAAAUUUGACAUAUUAAUCACUACACCAAAGAGAGUAAUAUAUUUAUUGAAUCAGAAUCCACCAGCUAUUUCUUUUAAUAACGUUGAGUGGUUAAUUGUAGAUGAAGUAGAUAAACUGUUUGAAGAUGGAACAAGAAGUUUUAGAAAGCAAUUAGAAAUUAUUUCAAAAUCAUGUACAAAUGAGAAAUUACAUAAAGCAAUGUUCAGUGCAACUAAUACUCCUGUAGUCACCAAAUGGUGCCGACGUAAUUUGAAAGGUCUUAUAACAAUUACCAUUGGACACAGAAAUGCUGUAACCAAUUUAGUAGAACAGGAACUCUUAUUUGUUGGCACAGAAAGAGGGAAACUUGUGGCACUUAGAAAUAUUAUUCAAAAGGGAGUAUUGCCACCUGUAUUAGUAUUUGUACAAAGCAAAGAAAGAGCACAAGAAUUAUUCAAUGAACUUAUAUAUGAUGGAAUUAAUGUUGAUGUUAUUCAUGCUGAUAGAACACAAAUGCAGCGAGACAAUGUCGUUCGUUGUUUUAGAGAGGGAAAAAUAUGGAUUUUAAUAUGUACAGAAUUAAUGGCAAGAGGUAUUGAUUUUAAGGGAGUAAAUCUUGUUAUUAAUUAUGAUUUUCCUCCAUCUGCUAUUUCUUAUGUUCAUAGAAUUGGUCGCACUGGUAGAGCUGGACAUGAAGGAAAAGCAAUUACUUUUUUCACUGAACAAGAUACUACAAAUUUAAGAAGUAUAGCUACUGUCAUGAAAGAAUCUGGAUGUAACGUUCCUGAUUAUAUGUUAGCUAUGAAAAAACAUAGUAAAAAGGAAAGACGUAAACUUGAACAUAAAGCUCCUACUAGAGAAAAAAUAACAACCAUGCCAACAUUUAAACGUGUAUAUAAUAAGGAACAGAAAAGAAAAGUCCUUGCAAACACUUCAAAAAAUAAACACGAAUUAAUAAAUAAAUAUAACAAUAAUAAGAUAAUGAAUAAAGAAAAUAAAAGAAAA
Molecule: messenger RNA, 1722 nt
Organism: Eufriesea mexicana
Lineage: Eukaryota; Metazoa; Arthropoda; Insecta; Hymenoptera; Apidae
Gene: ais
Product: DExD-box helicase 52
Exons: 12
Biological process (GO): maturation of SSU-rRNA
Cellular component (GO): cytosol
Molecular function (GO): nucleic acid binding; ATP binding; RNA helicase activity
Source: RefSeq, a predicted model, not a curated record